Molecule: messenger RNA, 1232 nt
Organism: Anopheles arabiensis
Lineage: Eukaryota; Metazoa; Arthropoda; Insecta; Diptera; Culicidae
Exons: 4
Coding region: 1-1110 (369 amino acids)
Source: RefSeq, a predicted model, not a curated record
AUGUCGGUCAGGAGAAGUGAUGUGCACAAAACGCCAGCGGAAUCCGAGGAAUGGAAAAUUGCACCCAUUGACAUGGAAGAAGCUGGACCGUCAUCGGAAAUCCCUGCGGGUUUGGAUGAAGCAAAGGAAGUGCAUCGGCCUAUUGAUAAGAACCAAUGUAUACGCAAGCAUUUUCUUAACAAAUUACAGCGAAUCGAAGAAGCAUUGAGUGGUACAUCGUUGGGUGACACGACGUUUCUGAAGGGAUGUGCAAAUCGGCUUACCUCACUGGCGUCGGAGUAUGAAAAAUGGCAUCAAACCGUCUUGGAAACGGCCGAUAUGGAGAAUUUUGAGGACGGUGAGGAGGAAUAUGCACGAUUCGAAAAACGUCACUUCAACUUAUUGCUACGGAUUGAACGUGAACAGUGCCGCAUUAGAGUUGGAAUCAUUUCGCUUAUUUCAAUUAACAAAAAGCUUGAUGCUGAAUUGUUUGGAGAGAGUAGUGAAGCUGGACCAAGUAAUAUUCAGACAGCUACGUCAAAUGUAGAGUUCAGUGAACACCCGAAUUGUGAGAACCAUCCUUGUCCAUUUGAUGAAUACAUCUUGCAAGAAGAAUACGUCAGUGAUUGGGUUACUAUCGAUGCAUUCGACGAUACGGAAGUAUAUGAAGAGGUCAACGAAGAUUACGAUGAAGCCGAGGAAACUAUGCACAGCACACAAGAGUCUCAACACGAGGAGGAACCAUUUGAUGAGCUUAUUCGAAAUUGGGCAUUAAAAACAUACCAAACACAUCAAGCUCUAAAUGGACUAUUAGAAAUUUUACGUAAAAAAAAUAACUACCAGCUGCCGAAAGAUGCGCGCACGUUGCUUAAGACAAGGCAAUGUGGAAAAGAAACGUACCCUAUAGCAGGGGGAGAAUUUUGGUUCCCUGGGGUACGAUCGGUUCUCAAGGAUCACUUUCGCGAUGUGCCACCAAGAGUCAGCAAAUUUUCGUUGAACUUUUCGAUUGAUGGACUUCCACUGCACAAGAGCACUCGAAAACAGUUUUGGCCCAUAUUAAUGAGCAUUCAAGAAAUGCCGGAAGUUCCAGUAUUGAUGGUUGGCAACUUUUUUGGUGAAUCGAAACCAUAGAGUGUUGAGGAAUAUCUGCGUUCGCUUGUCGACGAGCUAAAUGGGUUGAUGGAUAAUGGCAUUGUAAUAGCCAAUAAGCCAAUCGAAAUACACGUAAGAGCUUUCAUCGCGGACUCACCAGC